GGCAAAAGAUCACUGAAAUGUUGAGCUUGGGUGACUGGAGGAUGAUGGUACAAUUGACAAUGAAUAGGAAACUUGGAGGGAAGGGCAGAAAAGGACUGACACUGGGGUGAGGUGCAAAGUUUUUUGUUUUUGUUUUUCAUUCCAUAUAUAAAACCACUUAUAUUCCACAUAUAAAACCUAAAGUGCCCCCAGAUGUGGAUAUACUCCCAUUGAGGUCACAAUGUCUAUUCUGAGUUCAUGCCAUUCUAUUCUUUUUAGGUGUUUCUAAAUAGCAUUUUAGUUUCAGCCCUUAAGAUAAAAAUAGUUUUCAGGGUCACUGUGCAUCCACGGGAUUUCCAAAGCAGCUAACUCUUCAGGCUUACACCUUAUAACACCACCUGGGGAUGUUCCUAAUCCUUCACCUGGAUUGUUUUUGGAAGAAAACUAUAGUUAUGGUGCUCCGCUUCCGUAUUCCUCUCCUUUUGCCAUGUGAGUGACAACUGGGCUGCGUUUAAUUUGGUUAAGUUAUGCCCAGAUCCUUGAAGGAGAAAACAUAUCAUUCUAGUAAUUUUAUUAGACUCAUGUUUCAGACAAAUGGAAAUAAAAUCGCCUUUUAAAAAUGAAGGACACGUAUAAAUGAAUAAAAUAGUAAUAAUAACAAAAGCCACCCGUGAUUCCUGAUCAACGGUAUAAGGCAUUUUAUGAUAUGUUGAAGGGAAAGGAGACACCCAGGGGAAAGGGGAGAAGAAGCAAAAAAGCAAAACAACCCUAACCCUCAGUUUUCCUUUCUGCCUUUCUCUUUCAAAGGAAUUUAAUUUGCCUGUUAUAAAGUGAAGCAUGAAAAGCUACUGGUAAAAUUGGUACUUGUCCCACAUGGUGCUCAGAGCUUAAUAGUACAGGUGGACGCAAGCGGCUGGCUGCCAAAUACUUUUGGUUUAGAGGGAGGGGUGGGAGUGCAUUCUCAGAACCACUCCUGGAAUGGCUUAGCUUGCUUCACACAAAUCAAUGACAACCUCCUGUCGGCUGCAGGCACCCAUGAGCUACUUUUCCACUUUAAUUCCUAUAAAGCGACACUGGUGGCUUUUAUGAUAGGAGCCGGGCUGGAGAGAGGAGACCGAAGGGACAGCAAGUUUCAAAUUCUCUCCUGCUAGCCUUUCCCCCACCCAUUGAAAAGGGCUCCGGAUGAGAACAUGGCCAAUGGCAUUGAUGAACUGAUCGGCAUUCCCUUCCCCAACCAUAGCAGUGAAGUCCUGUGCAGCCUGAACGAACAGCGCCAUGACGGCUUACUCUGUGACGUCCUGCUGGUGGUCCAGGAGCAGGAGUACCGGACCCACCGGUCAGUCCUGGCCGCCUGCAGCAAGUACUUCAAGAAGCUCUUCACAGCAGGCACUCUGGCUGACCAGCCUUACGUCUAUGAGAUUGAUUUCGUCCAGCCAGAGGCUCUGGCUGCCAUCCUGGAGUUUGCCUACACAUCCACCCUCACAAUCACAGCCUCCAAUGUCAAACACAUCUUGAAUGCCGCCAAAUUGCUAGAGAUCCAGUGUAUUGUUAACGUGUGCCUGGAGAUCAUGGAGCCUGGAGGGGAUGGGGAAGAGGAGGAUGACAAGGAGGACGAUGAUGACGAAGAUGAGGAGGAUGAGGAGGAUGAGGAGGAGGAAGAAGAUGAAGAAGAUGAGGAUGAGGAUGAUGAGGCAGAGGAUUUUGCUGAUCAGGAAAAUCUGCCUGAUGCCCAGGAUAUCAGCUGCCACCAAAGCCCUUCUAGGACAGACCAUCUCACGGAGAAGGCCUAUGCAGACACCCCCAGGGACUUUUCCAACCCUUUCCAGGCUAAUGGCAGCCCUGGUCAUCUGGGAGUCAUCCGCGAUUUUUCCAUUGAGUCUUUAUUGAGAGAAAACCUCUACCCCAAAGCCAACAUCCCUGACAGAAGGCCUGCCUUAUCACCCUUUUCCCCAGGCUUCUUUCCACACCUCUGGCCUGGAGAUUUUGGUGCCUUUGCUCAGCUGCCUGAACAGCCCAUGGACAAUGGACCUCUGGACCUGGUCAUCAAAAAACGGAAGAUCAAGGAAGAGGAGAAGGAGGAGCUGCCCCCACCACCGCCAGCCCCCUUCCCUGGGGACUUCUUCAAGGAUGUGUUUGCUGAACUCCCUGGGGGACCCCUGGGACCCAUAAAAGCUGAGACCGACUAUGGCGCCUAUCUCAACUUCCUGAGUGCCACCCACCUAGGUAGCAUCUUUCCCCCAUGGCCCCUGGCGGAGGAACGGAAGCUAAAGCCCAAGGCAUCCCAGCAGUGCCCCAUCUGCCAUAAGAUCAUCAUGGGGGCAGGGAAGCUGCCCCGGCACAUGAGGACGCACACAGGGGAGAAGCCGUACAUGUGUAACAUCUGCGAGGUUCGAUUCACCAGGCAGGACAAGCUGAAAAUCCACAUGAGGAAGCACACAGGUGAGCGGCCUUACCUGUGCAUCCACUGCAAUGCCAAGUUUGUGCACAACUAUGACCUCAAAAACCAUAUGCGCAUUCACACAGGUGUCCGGCCCUACCAGUGUGAGUUCUGCUACAAGAGCUUCACCCGCUCAGACCACCUCCACCGCCACAUCAAGCGCCAGAGCUGCCGAAUAUCACGGCCCCGCCGCGGCCGCAAGCCUGCCGCCUGGAGGGCUGCCAGCCUUCUCUUUGGCCCCACUCCCCCAACGGAGGAGAAGGCCUUCAUGGUGCCGCCGACCCUGGGGGAGAUCGGGGGCCAUCUUGGCGGGGGAGCCAUGUGCCUGCCAGGCCCCAGCCCCCCCAAGCACUAUCUGGGGGCCCCGAAGGGGACCCUCAGCCUGCAGGAGCUGGAGCGACAGUUUGAAGAGACACAGAUGAAGCUGUUUGGGAGGGCACAGCUGGAGGCAGAGAGGAAUGCCGGGGGCCUCUUUGCCUUCGCCUUGGCAGAGAACAUGGCCUCCCGACCCUACUUCCCCCUCCCAGACCCAUGGAGUGCCGGGCUGGCCGGACUCACGGGGCUGGCAGGACUCAACCACAUGGCCUCUAUGUCCGAAGCAAACAAUUAACCCUAACUUUUUUCAUGCCCAUCUCACCCCUGCUCCUUUUCCAUAUCACAACACCCAAUCGCCCUCUUCCUCCCCUUUUCCCUUGCCCCAAGACGGGUUUUGUAAGUUCUCUACAUUUUAUUUUAAAAAAAAGAGAAAAAAGAAAAAAAAAAAAAAGAAUAGUAGCAAAGCCACACAGCCCAGGCCUCCUUGGGCAGCAGCCACCAAUUUUCUCACUCCAAAGAAGAGAAAUCACCUUCUAAGGGAAAUAGCUAUUCACGACUGGACACAAAACCUAAGCGGACCUGGAUCUUAGCCUCUUUCGUCUGUCUCCCUCCCACAGGAGCCAGGGAGGAAAUAUUUUCUUAGUUGUAGCAGUAACUAGAUGGAGCCAAUUUGUCCCGAAAGGCAAGGAGGUGGGUGGGGGAGGGGGUUGCACCCAUGGCUGCAGAAGCUGGGGGACCUUGCUUGCUUUAGUUCUUUGAUGCUCUCCCUCAGGCAGAAGCCACUAGGUCAGUACCAAUGCAGAUUCCACAGUUCCAAAUGGGCUUCUAAGAGCUUUCCCUUAGCCUAUCUGAAGGGAUAUGAACCUUCCUAUUUUGGAAGGAUAACGGCAUCACCCAAAGGAAGAGAACUCUGGAGAGAAAGGAUUCCUGCUGGAUUCUGCUCUUCUACUGACUGGCUACAUGACUUUGGGCAGGUUACUUCCCCUGUCUGUACCUCAGUUUCUCCCAUCUCCAUAAGGGCCCUCCCAUACGUGUCUCUCAAAGGAAGUUGAGAGGAUUAUUUAGAGGCUCUGUGGGAGGUGUUCUGAACUCCUAGGAGAAAGGCCAGAAGAAACUUGGGCUUAUUGUUUUUUGUGUUCCUUGAUAAAUUCCCAAAAUGGUGGGAAUGGAAUGAGGUUCACAUCAAAAGAUCAUGCAAGAAGGGAACCACACUGCUCCCCUUCUGAUGCCUCAGACCUGAGAGUGACUUUUAGGGGCUCAGAAGACUUUUCUUUUUGUCAUUAGUAGAAACUUCCUUUUCAAAGGAAGCAUCUAUGAAAAAAAAUCCAGUACACCAUUUCUCCUUAGUGAUUUUUCCAAGGCCUGGGACCUAUUUCUUCUGUUCACAGUUCAAGUUCACCACCCCAACAGGUCUUGGGGAGCACCAGUACUCACCUAGAAGGUGGUCAGCUGGAUAAGUGUUUAUUUUAAACCCCAGUAUGCCUCACUUCUACUGCUUUCCCUCUUCCCUACAACCUUCCUGGAAACUGUGUUCACGUGACUCCUGCUGAUCCAGGGGUUGAUUUUUUUUUAAUCAUUUUGUUGUCCAGGGGUUUCUUUUUCCUCCCUCCCUGGCUACCUAAUGUGUUUGUUUCUCUUCCUUUGAGCACCUCUGCAAAAGGCUGGAUGGAGAAAAUCAAGAAACUGAAAGCCCAAAUCCCUGUGUCUUGCUCCUUGUAGGAAGCUAUAGUAUCAAGCUUGGCAGGCAAAAGGUUACAGUGAUUAGCUAAAAAAAAUGUUUGGGCUUCUCUGUGGAUUUUAUCUGGCCACAGUACUCAGACUAUUCCCUGGGGAUCAGGGAUAUUUGGAAGUGGCUUGAUAGCUGUUGGCCAUGCAAACUUGAACCUAAAGAGACACUGAAAGUGAAGAAAGCUUUACCUGCCAGACGUUCUCCAAUUCAGGGUUGUUCUGCUUUCCUUGAGACAUUAUAAAUUUCUAUAAACAUGCUAGGGAAGCAGUCCAUUGAGAGAGGCUUUUGGGAGCUGGGGUAGGAUUGGACUGAUAAAGACUAAGAAGAAUUCAUUAGAGUUCCCUUUCCCCAGACCCAUUGACUGGAUCCACUGAGAACUCCUCACCUCCCACCUCCACUUACCAACACACACACACACACACA
Sarcophilus harrisii (Tasmanian devil) is the source of this 4883-nucleotide messenger RNA. RefSeq names its product zinc finger and BTB domain containing 7C (gene ZBTB7C). The transcript is spliced from 4 exons. Gene Ontology annotation, molecular function: RNA polymerase II cis-regulatory region sequence-specific DNA binding; protein binding; DNA-binding transcription factor activity, RNA polymerase II-specific. Gene Ontology annotation, biological process: regulation of transcription by RNA polymerase II. Bases 1170 to 3026 code for a protein of 618 amino acids. The record is from RefSeq and is a predicted model, not a curated record. Lineage: Eukaryota; Metazoa; Chordata; Mammalia; Dasyuromorphia; Dasyuridae.